GAUAAAAAUAUUCAGAUCAGUGCAUCCUAAAAUACACCGCGUGAAACGAAAUCCAAUAAAAAAAAUUUAUCGUCGGAGUUUCUUUUUGUUAUCCGCGUGUUAAAUUUUCGAUAAUUUCGUUACAGAAAUUCUGUUUUCACCUUAAAUUAAUUCUUAAAAAAUAGUCUAAAAAAUGACCAACAGCAAAGGUUACAGACGCGGUACCCGGGACUUGUUCGCCCGUAAAUUCAGAAAACACGGAACUAUCCCAUUAUCGAAAUACCUCGAAGUAUACAAAGUCGGUGACUUCGUCGAUAUCAAAGGUAAUGGUGCCGUUCAAAAGGGUAUGCCAUACAAAGCUUACCACGGCAGAACCGGCAGAGUAUUCAACGUAACGAAACACGCUCUCGGUGUUAUUGUAAAUAAACGCGUGAGAAAUCGUAUCAUCCCGAAAAGAAUUAACGUCAGAAUUGAACACGUAACUCAUUCGAAAUGCAGAGACGAUUUUCUCAACCGUGUCAGAGAUAAUGGUAAAAGAUUGAAAGCCGCCAAGAAAGCAGGAAUUACCAUCAGUUUAAAGCGAAAACCCGAAGAACCAAAACCAGGUCACAUCGUUAAGGGACAAGAACCUAUUGUUUUGGCUCCUCUGCCGUAUGAAUUUAUUGCUUAAAUGUGUAUUUUUAGCGAAUAAAAGUUUUUACUAAAAUAA
This is a messenger RNA of Planococcus citri (citrus mealybug), 688 nucleotides long. It is a transcript of the gene RpL21, whose product is annotated as ribosomal protein L21. The transcript is spliced from 5 exons. Gene Ontology annotation, cellular component: cytosolic large ribosomal subunit; ribosome. Gene Ontology annotation, molecular function: structural constituent of ribosome. The coding region runs from base 173 to 649 and encodes 158 amino acids. Gene Ontology annotation, biological process: translation. The record is from RefSeq and is a predicted model, not a curated record. Lineage: Eukaryota; Metazoa; Arthropoda; Insecta; Hemiptera; Pseudococcidae.